Clunio marinus is the source of this 2010-nucleotide messenger RNA. The record is from the annotation of a GenBank genome assembly. NCBI's taxonomy places the organism in Eukaryota, Metazoa, Arthropoda, Insecta, Diptera, Chironomidae.
GACAGAAGCAUCGAGAACUUUGAGAACUUGCAAUGCUUAAGUUAUUCAGCUCCAUUCUGUUGUUGAUAUUAACAUUUAAUGUGAUCGAAACUUCAUCAGUCAGUGAUGAAUUGUGCGACAGACAACUGAAUUAUUUCGAUGAAGCUUUGAAUCGACGUGACUCAUGGGCGGUAUUUGUUUUUGACACGUGGGCUAAAUUUCAAUCGAGUAUCCUUCGUGGAAAUCUUGUUAUUCCCGGUGGGUUCAUCGACUGUGUAACCUUUAGACAUCAAUCGGAACGAGCAGACAUUGGAACGUUUCAAGGACAACAUUGCAUGGUGAGAUUUUCGGCAAAAACAGAAGCAGCUGAAAUUGACCGUGAAAAUGGAUUUGACUGGAGGGAAAUUGGCGCAAUAGCUCGUGAGAAUAAUUACAAUUUUCGUCAUGGUUUCUGCUUACCUGCUUCGUGUUCGUCUGAGAAAGUUCUUAAUUAUAUGAGAACUUAUUUGUCACAAGCUGACUUCAACGUUACAGAGGCUGAAUGUCAAACAAACGAUCCACUUAAAUAUGAGAUCAUCGACAUUAUUGCAAUUGUUAUCUUUUCUAUAUUUGGCUUACUGAUGGUCUUAAGUACAAUUUAUGAAAUUAUUACGAUAAGAAACGAUCGUGUCCCCCAUGAAUUGUAUGCAUCAUUCUCAGUUUACACAAAUGGUUGGAAACUUUACAAUGUGUCUGUUAGUAAAUCCUCUGACGACAUUAGAUGCCUUCACGGUAUUCGAGCUCUUUCUAUUAUUUACAUCAUUUUUGGUCAUCGGUAUGGAUUGCCCAUGUGGAACGUCAUUUCAAACAGAGCUGCCAUCGCUGAUUGGCAACAAAACUUUCAUAUUGGAAUCUAUCAUACACAUCAAGUGGCUGUUGACGUUUUCUUUACCAUGGGAGGAUUACUCGUGACAUGGUCAAUGAUGAAAAGUUUGGACAGCAAUCGUUUAAGUAUUCUUCGUCUUUACUUCCGUCGUUACCUUCGUUAUACGCCACUCUUGGGGGUCUUGAUGCUUUUUGUUAUAUCGCUCAUGAGGCAUAUUGUGUUUGGUCCCAUCUCUUACAUGGAUGGCGGCUUCUGGCCAUUCCUUACGAAUUGCAACAAUUGGUGGUGGACGACACUUCUUCAUCUUCAAAACUAUGUCAAUCCUAACGAGAUUUGCAUGUCUCACACUUGGUACUUGUCAAUCGACUUUCAACUGUUUUUGGUGUCGCCUUUCUUGAUCUACCCAGCGUGGAGAUAUGGAUGGAAAUAUUUAUGGACGCUGCCAACUUUAGCUCUUCUAAGUUCAAUUUAUAUCUUUAUCAUGUCGAUGGUGUUCAAUAUUUACAUGGUCACAAAAUCACCAGAUGCAGCACCAUUUGAAUUUUUCAUUCAGUGGAUUUAUUAUCCGACACACGCUCGAAUGGGACCUUGGUUUAUUGGCAUGACACUUGGUUAUAUUUUAUAUCAAAAUCGUCACAAGAGAGUGCGAUUGGAUCCAUUUGUUAAUGUUGUCAUGUGGAUUCUUUGCUUAUCACUCUUCACAGCGAUAACGAUGGGCUCUCAAUACAUGUUUCUUCCACCUCAUGUCAAUACAACAACAUUGCUUGAAAAUGCUUUUUAUCUCGCAUUUUACCGCAAUGGUUGGUCAUUAGCAACAGCUUGGAUGAUAUUCGCGUGUCAUAAUGGAACUGGUGGUUUUAUCAGAUGGUUUUUGCAACUUCCACAAUGGCAACCAAUUGCGCGGAUGGGAUUAAGCAUGUAUUUACUUGGCUUCAUCUUUCAACAUUUUCAAAUCAUGCACCAAAAACAACCAACAUAUUUCGACGAAUUUGAUUUAAUUCAUCUGUUUCUUGGGGAUUUAUUAGCAUCAAUCUUCAUAUCAACUGUCGGCUACCUCGCUUUUGAAGUUCCAAUUUUAACAGUCGAAAAUUACGUUCAUAACAAGAUCAGAGGAAAGAAAAUUCAAGUGACGAAAAUGUGAGAAAUAAAAGAAUUGUUUCCAUACG